Molecule: messenger RNA, 761 nt
Organism: Drosophila hydei
Lineage: Eukaryota; Metazoa; Arthropoda; Insecta; Diptera; Drosophilidae
Exons: 1
Coding region: 312-626 (104 amino acids)
Source: RefSeq, a predicted model, not a curated record
CGCACUCAAAGCAAACUGCGCAUAAUAAAACCAAAGCUGGUGCGAGAAAGUUGUCGGCGCGCUACGAAUCAGACAUAGAUGAAACAAACUCGCAGUUAACUCGAAUUCGAAAAAAUAGCAAAAACAAAUACAAAUCAAUUUACGGCCAUGCAACAAAGCAAAAGCCAGCACAGUGCCAAAUUAAGCAAACUGAAAAAACAAUACCAGAGUUCAAUAGCAAAUUAAACAGAAGUAAAAGGAAAUCAAAGCAACAACAACAAGCAGACGUGAAGAGUAUAAGAGUUACGUUGCCAGCCCGUUAGCCUGCCAGUAUGUUGUUUACAUCCGGUGUAAUCUGCCACGUGGAGAAAUUGCUCUGUACACCGAUCAGUUUCGCCGUGUUCGCCUUCCUCUUCAUGGCCUGCACCAUGGAGGUGGUCCUGCUCAAGCUGACCACCAGUGCACACGUCUUUGGCAGACCGCCCAACCAUGACGACUGGGACGAGGGCGGCCAGUUCGAGGAGGAGGAUAUUUACUAUGAGAAUCUCGAAAAUAAUUAUGAACAUUGGGCGCGCAGGCGUCUACGCUAUCAUCAGCGUCAGCAGCAGUUGCUACAACAACAACAGCAGCAGCAGCAGUUUCUAUAGACAAUUGUCUCUUAUACCUAAUGUAUAUACGACUGAAAUUUCUCCAAUUAGAAUUAACGUUUUUUUUUUCUGUUUCGAUUUCAUUGGCGUCUCUGUGUAAACAAUAGCGAAAUUUUCUGCCAAUUCAUUUGAAAC